Messenger RNA from Melopsittacus undulatus (budgerigar), 1601 nucleotides. Its product is annotated as acyl-coenzyme A thioesterase 1-like. Gene Ontology annotation, biological process: acyl-CoA metabolic process; fatty acid metabolic process. The transcript is spliced from 3 exons. The coding region runs from base 76 to 1335 and encodes 419 amino acids. The record is from RefSeq and is a predicted model, not a curated record. NCBI's taxonomy places the organism in Eukaryota, Metazoa, Chordata, Aves, Psittaciformes, Psittaculidae. Gene Ontology annotation, molecular function: fatty acyl-CoA hydrolase activity.
UCCCGACGAUCCUGUGCCACACAACUCGUGUCUCUCCCCAGCCAAGCGCAGCUCCUCUCCCCCAGCAGCGCUGCGAUGGCGGUGCGGGUGAUGGUUCUGCCUUCAAGCAAGUGUCUGUUCGAUGACCCCGUGCAGAUCCGUGUGGCAGGUCUGCAGCCGCAGCAGGAGGUCACCCUCCGAGCCAGCCUGCUGGAUGAGAGCGGGGAGCUCUUCCAAGCUCACGCUCGCUACAGAGCAGGGAGCAACGGAGAGCUGGACCUCAGCCGCUCCCCAUCCGUGGGAGGCAGCUAUUCAGGAGUGGAGCCGAUGGGGCUGCUGUGGUCUCUGCAGUCUAAAGCGCCCUAUAAGCGGCUGGCAAAGAGGAAUGUGCUGACCCCUUACUAUGUGGACUUGGAAGUGUAUGAGGGCCACGGGGACAUGAGCUGCUUGCUGGGAAAAUGCACCAAUGAACGAUGGUUUUUAGGAGAGGGUGUGAAGAGGAUUCCAGUCAGAGAAGGCCGUCUGAAAGCAACCCUCUUCCUCCCUGCUGGGCCUGGUCCAUUCCCUGGGCUUAUCGAUUUGUAUGGAUCAGGAGGAGGUCUUGUUGAAUACAGAGCAAGUCUCUUGGCUAGCAGAGGUUUUGUGACUCUGGCUCUUGCUUACAUGGCCUUUGAAGAUCUUCCUGCUAUGCCAGAGGUUCUUGAAAUGAGCUAUUUUGAGGAAGCUAUGAAUUUUUUGCGGAAGCAGCAGCAGGUGAAAGAUACUGGGAUUGGCAUUUUGGGCUUGUCUAAAGGAGCCGAUCUAGCCCUUUCCAUGGCCACAUUUCUACCUGGCAUCAAGGCAGUUGUCAGCAUAUCUGGAAGUGGUUUUAAUUCUUUCAUUCCCCUGAAGGGGAAUGGCUUCACUCUUCCUACCCACCCUUAUAAUCUGGGGAGGGUGAAGACCAGUGAUGAUUCUUGCCUAGUAGAUUUUUCCGAUGUCCUAGAUGAUCACAGGGACCCAGCAACUUGGGAUUGCCGCAUUCCCAUGGAGAGGUCCUCGGCCAGAUUCCUCUUCCUGUCUGGCCAGGAUGACAUGAACUGGAAAAGUGACCUCUAUUGCCAGGAUGUUGUUCAGCGCCUUCAGCAGUGUGAACGGGAAGUGGAGUUUUGCUCCUACCCUGGAGCAGGGCACCUCUUGGAGCCACCAUACUUACCUCUGUGCCAGGCUUCAAUCCACAAAGUGCUUGGGAUGUUUGUUCGUUGGGGAGGGCGGUGGAGGGAGCAUGCCAGAGCCCAAGAAGAUGCAUGGCACAGGAUACAGGCCUUUUUCUGGCAACACUUGAUGGACUCAGACAUCCCUAAGAGCAAGCUGUAGUGGCAGCUGUCAAAGAUGCUGAGUAGGGUUGGUAUUUCAGCUCUCAUUGACUCUUGGAAACUUGUUCGAAGUUUCCUAGCCUGCCUUCCUCCAACCCCCACUGUUACAUAGCUUUUAUUUUCAUUCCUAAAUAAUUUUCCACUUUUUUAGUAGAAUUUUAGUUGUCUUCUGGCCCCAGCUGCACUGCAGAUUAUCACCAUCUAAUCUGCCUGUGUGCUGUCGUCACCUGAGAAAGCCCAGCUUCUCAUCAUUCUGGGCUGCAUUUA